Melitaea cinxia (Glanville fritillary) is the source of this 1862-nucleotide messenger RNA. RefSeq names its product F-box/LRR-repeat protein 7 (gene Fbxl7). The record is from RefSeq and is a predicted model, not a curated record. Lineage: Eukaryota; Metazoa; Arthropoda; Insecta; Lepidoptera; Nymphalidae. The coding region runs from base 1 to 1272 and encodes 423 amino acids. Gene Ontology annotation, molecular function: protein binding. The transcript is spliced from 7 exons.
AUGUCGAGCGGGAGUUGCUCAGGGCCAGGAGUCUGUGGAGGGGCCAGGAGACGUCCCCCUCCUCCUCCCGAGCCUACACUCUCCCUCGCUGCAGACCUCAGUGAGCUGAGCUUGGACCAGGGCUACCAUACGCUAGCUGACUGCGGUCCUCCGAGACGUCGUCGUGACAACACAUUGUCAGAUGCUUUGUGGCUAAAGAUAUUGUCUUAUCUUGAGGUGUCAGACUUAUGUCGAAUGUCACGGGUUUGUAGAAGAUGGUCGAGAUUCGUAGCCAGGCUAACUGCGAGGCCAGAGCCUUGGAGAAGAGUGAGAGCUGCGGGUCCUUUAGAAGUAGCUGCUCGAUGUGCGGGCGCCCGAGCAGGUCCCUGCGUCAGUGCUGUCAGAGAGUGGCGGUCGAAAACUUGUGCGGUGUCAGUUGCCGGUGCCCAGCUGUUAGCAGCUACUUUUAGAAAUUUAACGCAUCUAGCUCUGACUGGUUCUAACACAAUGGACGCAAGGGCGUUAGCACCACUUAUCACAGAUUUGGUCGAUCUAAGGCAUAUCGAUCUGACGGGUUGCCCAAACGUGGAUUGGCCGGAGUGGGCGUGGCUCGAAAGUAGGCUUACAACAAGAAGGCCGCCUAUAGAAUACAUAGACCUCACCGACUGCAGCGCAGUCACUGAUGCUGGUUUAUGUGCCUUACUCCACACGUGCCCUUCUCUACAAUAUCUCUACCUCAGGAGAUGUACUCUAGUCACAGAUGCAGGUGUCAGAUGGAUACCUUCAUAUUGCGCACUCAAGGAGUUGAGCGUGUCUGAUUGCACCGGAGUCACAGAUUUCGGUCUGUAUGAGUUGUCGAAACUGGGACCAGCUCUGCGGUACCUCUCCGUGGCUAAAUGUUCUCAGGUAUCAGAUUCUGGUAUAAGUACAUUGGCGAGACGCUGUUACAAGCUACGUUAUCUCAACGCAAGAGGCUGCGGAGCGUUGGGCGAUGAUGGUGUAGAAGCUAUUGGUCGAGGAUGCUCGAGAUUAAGGGCUCUUGAUCUUGGAGCCACUGAUGUUUCGGAAGCUGGCUUACAAAUACUGGCCCGAUGCUGUCCAAAUCUCAAGAAAUUGGCUUUAAGAGGCUGUGAGCUGAUCGGUGACGAUGGUCUUGAAGCAGUCGCGUAUUAUUGCAGAGGACUUACGCAGCUAAACAUUCAAGACACACCAGUAACGUUACGAGGCUACAGAGCUGUUAAGAAGUAUUGCAAACGAUGUGUCAUCGAACAUACGAAUCCUGGAUUUUGCUGAUGAUGUGCUAUAUAUUUACAUGUGGAUUUUAUUGAAAAUGGAAAGGAGACAGGAGAAGUUUCAGUCUUUAGUCUAUUUAAUAGAUAACUGAGAUGGAACUUAGUAUUUCUUCAGAAAGCGUAUUUAUUUGAUGAUUUCUGAAGUUUUUUUUGGACAUUUUUGGUACACGCUAAAAUUGGUGCUCAAUGAUUUCAUUUCUCAUUUAAAGCCUGGUUAAUUAACUGAAUCAUUUAUUGUUAUCUGUGUGGGCGGUAUUAAUGUUUAUUUUAUACGAUUAUAAACUGUUUUCGAUAGUGAAACAAUGUUUCUUUAAAUUAAAUUGUAUAUAGCUUAUAAAAGUCAGAUUUAUUAUUUGAAAUUCAUUUUUCUGUGAAUUAUUGUGUGGGCUUCAUUUGUUUAUAGAAUGUGUGUUCAAUUUCUUGGUUAAAUAAAUAUCAAAUGACUGGCUUAAUAAAAAUGAAAAGUUAAUAACAAAUGAUUACAUUUUGGUGAAAUUGAAUAUGCCGAAUGAGAUUAAUAUUUUCCGCCUUUGGAAAUAUUUGGUUAUAAUAAAAAGGCAUUCACGAAAUAAAAUAUAAAAGAAGUAUCCC